AUGACAGAGGUACGCACCCGAGCGAGAGACUACAUCAUAGAAGAAGAAGACGACGCAUGUAAGAGGAAACGGUUGAAGGCGGCAAAGGUGUCGCUAGUGAGGAAACAGAUACAGGACAAGGAAGCAAGUAAUGUGCUGAAGGUUAAGGAAGUUGGCCAAUUAAUUAAGGAAUUCAAGGGAAAGCCACUCUAUUCGAGAAAAGAUAGCAUGGAGCGCAAGCACUCUCGGCAGGCAACUAACUUUCGCCGACGAAAGAGGCCAAAGGGGAACACGGGCGAUGAAUCGGCAAAGUCACUCCUGGAGGCGAAGGUUGCGGAAACAGGCGAGGAUGGCGAGUACGGAAUUGACCCCUGGCACGACGUCAAGGGUAGGUCCAAGUGGUGUGAAUAUCACAACCUGGGGGGCCAUAAAACCAGUAACUGUUUAUCUCUGAAGGGCCAAGUUAGGCAGUUGAUCAGGGCGAGGCAACCACGGGUUGCAGGACAUGGGUUGGACAAGGACAGCAUGAAGCGAGCGCCAAAUGCAGUGAAAACUCACUCACUCUCUCAGAGGAAGAGGCAAUACAGUGCAGAGAAACCAGUGAAAACUCACUCACAUCUUCAUCUACCCAAAUUCAUCUCACCAUCUCACCAUUCUACCCUAAACCCAGCCACCUGCGAGGCUGCAACCUCAACCCCAACACCCACCACCUGCAACCUCACCCUCACCCCCAAACACCAACCCGCUGCAACCUCACCCUCACCCACCUGCAACCUCACCCUCCCCCAAAUCCCAACCCGUUGCAACCUCACCCUCACCCACUUGCAACCUCACCUCCACCCUCAAACCCCAACCUGCAACCUCACCCUCACCCUCACUCGCACCCUCCAAAUCUCACCCUCACCCGCAGCCCUCAACCCCAACACCCACCCACCUGCAACCUCACCCUCACUCACACCUCCACCCCCAACCCCGCAACCUGCAACCUGCAACCUCACCCCCUCACCCCAACCCGAAACCCAACCCCCAUCACGAAAAAGAGAAAGAGAGAAAGAGGAGAUCUGA
Molecule: messenger RNA, 1044 nt
Organism: Lotus japonicus
Lineage: Eukaryota; Viridiplantae; Streptophyta; Magnoliopsida; Fabales; Fabaceae
Product: extensin-like
Exons: 1
Coding region: 1-1044 (347 amino acids)
Source: RefSeq, a predicted model, not a curated record